Molecule: messenger RNA, 642 nt
Organism: Hansenula anomala
Lineage: Eukaryota; Fungi; Ascomycota; Saccharomycetes; Phaffomycetales; Wickerhamomycetaceae
Gene: UTP23
Product: rRNA-binding ribosome biosynthesis protein UTP23
Exons: 2
Cellular component (GO): small-subunit processome; nucleolus
Molecular function (GO): small ribosomal subunit rRNA binding
Source: RefSeq, a predicted model, not a curated record
AUGCGUCAAAAAAGAGCUAAACAAUACAGAAAGCAAAUGCUUGUUUACAAGCAUACUUUCAAGUUCAGAGAACCAUAUCAAGUUAUUGUAGAUGAACAAAUUGUUCAAGUAUGUGAACAAUCUUCAUAUGAUUUAAAAAAAGGUUUAGAAAGAACAAUACAAGCUGAAGUUAGACCAAUGAUUACACAAUGUUGUAUGGAGGAACUUUAUAAAACUAAAAAUCAAAAAUUGAUUGAAUAUGGUAAAAGUUUUGAACGUCGUCGUUGUAAUCAUCCACCAGCCAAACCAGUACCAUCACAUGAAUGUAUCAAAUCAAUUGUUAUAGUGGAUGGUGAAAAUAAACAUAGAUAUGUUGUUGCAAGUGAAAAUGAACAAUUACGUUGGAGUUUAAGAAAAAUUCCUGGAAUUCCAUUAAUUUAUAUGAAUAGAGCAGUUAUGGUUAUGGAACCAUUAAGUAAAGCAAGUGCUCAGGCAAGUAGGACUUUAGAAAGAGGAAAAUUGUCUAAAGGGUUAAAUGAUGUUAAAGUUGGUUUUAAAAAUCCUGUUAUGGAUGAAGAUGAAAAGGAAGUUGCAGAAAAAGUUGUAAAGAAAAGAAAAGGUCCAAAAGAACCUAAUCCUUUAAGUAUUAAAAAGAAAAAGACU